GAUAAUAAAGAUAAUAAUCAUUAUUAUAAUGACUAUAAUAAAAAUGAUGGCAAUGAUUAAAUUAGUGAAAAUUAUGAUAUUAAUGACAAUAAUAUUAACAUCAAUUUUAGAAAUCAUGAAUAAUAUUGAUAUUAAUAAUAAUAAUAAUAACAAUAACAGUAACAAUUAUUAUAAUGAUGGCUAUAAUGAUAAUAGCAAUAAUAUUUACAACAAUUAUAGAUAUCAUGAUAAUGAUAAUAAUGAAAAUAAUAAUAAGAAUGUUGAAAAUUAUGAAAAUGAUGAUGAUGAUGAUGACGAUGAUAAUAGUAACAAUAAUAACUAUAAUUGUAAACAUGAUAAUAAUGAUGAUAAUUAUAAUAAUAAUAACAACAAUAGUAUAUAAGAAUAACUAUUAUUAUUAUUGAAAUAAUAAUAAUGAUAAUAACAAUGAUGGGAAUGAUAAUGAUAAUGAUAAUAAAGACAUAAUAAUGAAUAAUAACAGUAAUAAUUUUAAUGAUAAUAACAGUAAUGAUGAUAAAGAUGAUAGUGAUAAUAUAAAAUAUGGUAAUAAUAGUAAUAAUGAUAAUGAAGAAUGAUAAUAGCAAUGAAAACAAUAAUAAUGGUAAAGAUAACAGUAGUGCCCGGCAGCGCACUCACCGACUCUAAGGCCGAUCUCGCUAGCACUGACAUCGUCCUCGGGCGCCAAGGGGUUGAGGCCGGGCCUUGACAUGCCGCAUGCCUGCCUCCUCUGUCACGGAGUAAAGGAUGCGAGGAGCUCUGCUGGUAGAAGCUUCGCUUCCACCAGCGGCGCGGGCGCACUCGCUGUGCACGCGCACGAGGCUGGUGCUUCACCUGCCAUUCGCGCCUCGCCCACUCGACUCGAGUGCGACUUCAUAAGCCGCGGCCAGUGCCGCACGAGCCGCCAGAGAGUGUUAACGAAUCAAUGUGAAUUGGUUAUGUUUAUGACCACAGAACGCAUUUAAAACCAUGUCUCGUUACUUGGAUGGCGUUGAAGUCACCAAGAAAAAUAAAUAUUUAUUUUCCAAAUACCGUGAAUAUGUACAGCCCGAAAUGCACAGUUAAACUGUGUAUUACCAGUUUUCCUAAGUAUCCUUUCCUUUAUUCAUUUUUUUCAAUUAUUCCAUUUCUUCGGCGCCGCUUCCAAAGUGGCAAUAUAACCCCUGGUGAGAGUAAUGGCGGUUAUUUUUUUUUGUCCCUCUCAUUUCACGGUUGUUCAGGUCCUUUGGCUUGUUUGGAUUACCGAACAAUUGGGUUGGUCUUCCGACACUUAUCCUCUUUCCGCGUCAUGUUUAGGGCAUGGCCUGGGGGUCCCUUUCGGGUAUAAGUACCCAUGGUUUUGGGGAGGGGAAAAAAGUUGUGAAUUUACCUCGCUUCGCGCCAGGAUUGAUGAAUUCGUGUCUCCGCAAAGUUAAAUAUUAUUUUAUGGCUGUGAGUAGGAGACACCUGGUCUCUUUUGGACUUUGGUGUGUGACAUGCUGCAUUACCAUCUGCAGGGUGCACUCUCUUUCACAAUAUCACAAAGUGAUAUCAAAGUGUCAGAGCAUAAAAGGACCACUUCACAUAGAAGGGACACUGCUUGAGGAUCCGUACCUCCAGUGUGCCAUUUAAAGUUUUAAACUGAGUUAUCACUUAGUUUUCUCUUCUCAGCCUGAGGAUUCGUACCUCCGGGGAGAAAGAUCUCGCCAUUUUUUCAGAACCAUUUUACUUUAUCUUUGCCUUUUGUCUUGAUUGAUUUCUGCCUGACCUUGUGGGUGCUCAGGCAGUCUUCGUGAUCUAUGCCCUUUUGGUGUUAUUUUUUUUAUCAUGUUUAACAAUUAGAAAUCAGUAUGUUUCCGUGCUGACACUGGGUAAAAAUACUUAUGGAGUUGGGACGCCAGCUUAUGUGCUUGUGAGUUAUUUUGAAGUACAUCUGGUGUUAGUUUUCACGUGCAUUACCCCGCUGUGAUAAAUUGGUGAUGCAAACCCCUUUAUCUAUUUUCUCGUGACUGAAUUAUUUGUAGACCUCCCUAGUGAGUGCCACUUUCUCAACAAAUAUCAUACCGCCGUAGAGCUUUCACUCCCAGUCAAAAGAGCAAAUGACAUUUGCGACCUCUUAAGUUCUGGUUCUGACCAUGGCUGAAUGCUUGAAACGUUCUUGGUCUCCUAAACAGCACAUUGCUGGUUACUCUAUCUCGCAACCCUGGAAGGCUGUAAAAAGGCUAGGUGAAUCGGAAUAUAUUAAGGUGAUAUUCUAUAAUAAAUCAUAACUUUUGCUAUACAUGGGUUCCCGCUUCCAGUAGGCGGAUACUCAGACCGAAGAGAAGAGGAAGAAUUCUAUGAUCUUGCAUUUUUCUUCCACACACGUCCACGCAGACGCUCAGCCUAUGCUAGCUCCCUUUUCACAUAUACACACUUAGACAUCCAACAUUCAGCACACACAUUCUGUAUUUUCCUUCCACCCUUCUCUUAUACAACAUUCACACCCCCAUACACAACACACACGGUUCCCGAACCUACUAAUCGGGUGGUGGCAGCGAGCCGUAGGCCUGGAACCUUGCAUCUGUUCACUGCAGACGAAUCGUUUCCUGAAUAUUUUUUAUUUUUUUUAAUUCUCUGUCGAGCCUGAACUCAACCAGACAUAUGAAAAUCUACUUGGUCUACGCCCCGCUACAAUAAUGAUAAUAAGAAUAAAAAUAUUAAGGAUGAUAAUGAUAAGGAUAAUAAUAAUAACCAUAAUAAUAAUAAUAAUAAUAAUAAUAAUAAUAAUAAUAACAGUGAUAAUAACAGAAAUAAUCAUAAUAAUCGUUAUAAUAACGAUAAUAAUAAUAGCAGUGAUAAUAGCAAAAAUAAUCAUGAUAAAGAUAGUUACAAUAACGAUAAUAAUAAUAAUAAUAAUAAUAAUUAUAAAAAUAAUAAUGAUAAUAAAAAAUAUGGAAAUAAUACUGAAAAUUAUAAUAAUAAUAUUAAAUGGUAAUCAUAAUGAUAAUAAGAAUAUUUCUAAUAGAAUUAAUAAUAAUGAUAAUUAUGAUAAUGAUAAUAAUAAUAUAAUAAUAAUGAUGAUAAUUGUAAUAAUAAUAAUAAUAAUAGUAAUGAUAAUAAUAACAAAAAAUAAUGAUGACAAUGAUGAUGGCGUGAUGAAGAUGAUAAUUAUAAUAAUCAUUAUAGUAAUAAUGAUAAUAUCUUUAAUAAUAAUUAUAGUAAUAAUGAUAGUAUCUUUAAUAAUAAUUAAUAAUGAUAAUUGUUUUAAUCAAUUUAUUACCCUCAUAGAGCGACAGACCUAAUACAAAUUGUAACUAGUUACAAAGAACUUGUGACACACAGAUCACACUGUGAAUCAAAAAGUAGAAAAAAAAAUGCACAAAGCUUAUAAAAUCUAGCACCCUUCAAAGUGUGGCUGUUGCGUCAGAAUUCUGUCUAAAUGGUCGUCCAUUAGCAAAUAUUUACUGGCUUCUAACGCCGACUGUCUAUGAGAUAUUAAGCAGGCGCAGAACGCCACGGCUGUUGGAGAGUGUUAGCAUUUGGAGAAUCACACAACUUGCACAAGGAGUACUGUGGGGCGUGCCUCCUUUCCUCACACUCGUCGGUGCCGAGCUUAAGGCGAGCGCUCACUACAUUAUGUCGGUGAACCAUAAGACCAUUGCAUCGGUACUUGUGUGGAAGAGAAAGAAAAUAUUCAUAGUAUUACGUGAUGACACUAGUAGCCUUCUCAGCAUUGCUACGGUGGCGAGUAGAGAACACAGCUUGGCGUAUCUUUUCUUGUAGCACGGGAGCGAUGCUGAAGUUGCACCAGCAGGACGCGGAUCCAAACUGCAGGCGUUCCUCGCGAGACGAUCAGCGUUGUCAUUUGCGAGAAGUCCUACGUGGGAGAGAAGCCACAAAAACUGCUCCACCUGCAAAUUCAGUUGACGGAGGAUUUGUGUGGCAACUUUCUGGCGUGCAGGACUGGCAGGUGAGAGAGCGCGGAGUGCAGACUCCACUGGGUGAUAGAUUCCACUAUCAUUUGGUGUCGGUCCCAAGCCCGGAUGAAUGCAGAGGGUUGCGACAGCUGGCAAGCGGCGUAAAGCCAUGCCAAAUCAUGAUGCGCGGAAACCCCCAAACCAUACUGGAUCGGUCGGGGCCCAUGAUAAAAACGACCGCCACUGUGGCUAUGGCCCAAUAGGUCUACGACGGAAGCUACGCUACUGUUGGGAGUGGUAGAAGACACCACAAAUGGAAGGAGGUGGAGGGAGUUAACGCGCUUUGGCGACCCCUAACAAGGGAACACGCCGAAAGGCAAAGAAGAAUUAUUAUUAUUCUCAUUAUUAUUCUCAUUAUUAUCAAUUUCCU
Penaeus indicus is the source of this 4305-nucleotide messenger RNA. RefSeq lists its product as uncharacterized. The transcript has 2 exons. Lineage: Eukaryota; Metazoa; Arthropoda; Malacostraca; Decapoda; Penaeidae. The coding region runs from base 3668 to 4138 and encodes 156 amino acids. The record is from RefSeq and is a predicted model, not a curated record.